Colletotrichum destructivum is the source of this 3189-nucleotide messenger RNA. RefSeq names its product Putative phosphatidylinositol anchor biosynthesis protein PIGW/GWT1. Gene Ontology annotation, biological process: protein localization to plasma membrane; GPI anchor biosynthetic process. Gene Ontology annotation, molecular function: glucosaminyl-phosphatidylinositol O-acyltransferase activity. The coding region runs from base 252 to 1754 and encodes 500 amino acids. The transcript is spliced from 2 exons. The record is from RefSeq and is a predicted model, not a curated record. Gene Ontology annotation, cellular component: endoplasmic reticulum; membrane. NCBI's taxonomy places the organism in Eukaryota, Fungi, Ascomycota, Sordariomycetes, Glomerellales, Glomerellaceae.
AUCGAGUUGCAGCACGUAAGGCAGCCGAAGUUCAGAAAGACCACAUCAUCUAAAGAGCAACAACAGGCUACUUGUUCUUUUACCGGGCCCUGGCGACAGUAACAGGAACCUUCCCUCGUCUUCAAAAAGCCAUCAUCACUCUCGGAAGCGGGGUGGGUCAUGUUUUGAAUUCCUCCCUUCUUGUUUUCGCCAGAAACAAACACCAAAACCUCUCCUCCUUCAACACGCUCUUUUGAGCCACCGUCGCAAACAUGCCCGACACUACUGCCGCGAGCUACAAGAAGCUCAAGGAGGACUUUGUCUCGAACCUCUCCGGCGGCUCCGUCUCCGAGAUCAACUAUGUGACCGCAGUUGCUCCCGUCGCCGUCCUGCUAUGGUCUGUCCUCCAGUCCCGCCAAUCCUUCUUCAAGCCAUACACGGUGCUGGGAGCCGCCGUUGACUACCUCCUCAACGUCACCGCCAUCCUCCUCUCGACGACUCUCUACGCUUCCUCCCCCCUGCUCUUGAGCGCACUGCUCCUUGCCCCCGCCGCCCUGAUCUACGCCUUUCCUGCCAACAUCGGUGCCCCUCGCAGGAAACCCGCCAUACCUCCCAGCUAUCUGAAGUCCAAGGCCGGGGCCGCCACCGUGCCGCUCCCCGUAUUGCCUGUCAAGCCGUUCCUGACGCACUAUCGCGGCACCAUGUUAGUCGUCACCUGCGUCGCCAUCCUCGCCGUCGAUUUUCGCCUCUUCCCUCGCCGCUUCGCCAAAGUCGAGACAUGGGGGACUUCGCUGAUGGACAUAGGCGUUGGCUCCUUCGUAUACAGUGCCGGUGUCGUCGCUGCGCGGCCUGUCUUGAAGGAGCGCGCCGAGGGCAAAUCGACACCCUUGACGACGCGCCUGCUGCGGUCCAUGCGCCAUUCCUUACCGCUACUUGUCCUGGGUGUCAUCCGCCUGCUCAGCGUCAAGGGUUUAGACUACGCCGAACAUGUGUCCGAGUACGGUGUACAUUGGAACUUCUUCUUCACACUGGGCUUGCUACCGCCUUUUGUAGCCAUCUUCCAGUCCGCCCUCAAGAUCGUCCCUAGCUACGCCGCUCUCGCCAUCAUUCUCAGCGUGCUGUAUCAAGUCGCCCUUGAGAGCACGGACCUAAAGGCCUACAUUCUGACCGCUCCGAGAAUAGACCUGCUUUCCAAGAACCGAGAGGGCAUCUUCAGCUUCUUCGGCUACUUAGCCAUCUUCCUCGCUGGCCAGGACACUGGCAUGUACGUCUUGCCCCGCAGUAUCAACACCAAGAGUGACAGUACUCCUUCCUCCCAGCGCAAGACGCUCCUUCUGACGAUGGCGAUAUGGUCUGCCGUCUGGGCGGGGCUUUUCUUCCUUACCACGAGCUACAGCUACGGCGACGGUCUAAGUGUUUCGCGUCGCCUAGCCAAUCUGCCCUACAUUUUAUGGACCGCUGCCUUUAACUCGACGCAACUCCUGGCUUACGCCAUGGUUGAUACCAUCUUCUUCCCGUCGUCCUACAACGCAACCGACGCGGAGUCGGAGAAGGACGCCUACGAGACUGCCACAAGUAGGGUUCUCCGCGCCUACAACCGCAACGGCCUAUUUCUGUUCCUGUUGGCCAACGUUCUGACUGGCCUGGUCAAUAUGACGGUACCCACGCUACACGUUGGGCCGCUGGCGACGAUGAGCAUCUUGAUCGCGUACAGCGGAACCGUCACGGGCAUCGCCCUGGGCCUGGACGCGUACAACAUCUCCAUCAAGUUGUAGAACAUCGAAGAAUUAAAUUUGUGUACCUACAAGUAAUUACCCACCCAUGUGAUCCACGACUUGCAGGUCCGACGAAAGCGAGAUUCGAUUGAGAGGAGAAAUCUUCAGCGUUGCUCUCAAAGUCCGUCAGAGACUGCCUACCUAGGCAAAACAGGCACAACCAACGGCAACCUCUCACGGAUCGAUAUAACUUCGAGACUUGCGUGUCAACGCCCGGAGUUGACGGCAUAGGUCACUGCCCCCCUUGGAUGACCAACAAACUUCCAGAGCUAACCCCGGCGAAUCCGGCGUGAUACGUGGCUGGAUGUAUUAUGAAACCUCCGCGGAUUGGCCCUGUGCGGCAGUUUGGCAGGAUGAAUGAUUGCCCUGUCGCAAGAGGAACUGCCUCCGAGGCUGAUGGUGGGUAGGUCGGCUGAACAACCUGCGUGCCGGUUGUACGACUGCGGUGAGAAUUCCUCAUGAUGCGGACAAAGCUCCCACCGGGCGGUGGAGUUUGCGCAACCGCUCGAUCCAAUAAAGCCACCCACUCCGCUGGGUUUGGAAUCUUUCUAGAAAGCGAGGCAAGAUUGGGAGGGGCAGGCCAUGGCAAACAAAAAACCGAGUGGCAGGCCGGGCUUCCUGUCCGGCUCGUCGUGGAUCUUGUUGGCCAUCUGACUCGUCUCGCAUGGCCGACGACCACUUUCGCAUGGCUCAACGCGUAGACUGCAUGUGGACGUUGCGCGGAUAUGAGGCCCCCGGAGAGGAAACCGAUGACCGGAUACGGCCGAUGAAGUGUUUGCAUUGCAAGCUGGGGUUGUCCCUGGGGUUUCACAAGCUGGGCCUUCUCCAUCCUCGUGUUGCUAUUGAGUAAUGGCUAAUUGGAGAUGGAUGUAUGGCCAGCAUGGGGGUGGGUAAGACGCGUCGCGAUUUCGCGAUUUUCUGGGACUGUGUAAGUGCGAUCGCCUAUGGGGUCUUUCAAUGGGACGGCAUAAACAUGCCCCAUCUUGGCCCCGCGAGUCGCAAACCAACCAUCGAAUGCGGUCGUGGCCAACGAGACUUGGGCGGUUGGGCGGCGAUCCUCUUGAGUGAGGAGUCGUCGCAUUCGUAAAUAAGUCCAAGGUCCAGCAGUCCAGCGAUCAACGGUAACGAGGGACCAUCCUCAACGGCUCGGCGGGGUGGGCAAGUCGCAUCGUCUGGAGUAAGCCAGGAUGUUACUGUACAACGCAGCUAGUGCUCAAGUGCCGAGUCUGGCUGGGUUAACCUGGGGAGAGUGUCUGGAUGGGGCAGUUGGUAGGAUCCAGACAAAGCGGAGAUAAACAAGAAUACUGUUUAGUCUGAUGAUGCGUGACGCCAUGUGGAAUGGCCUCAGGCGGCCGAACGAGCGCCCUUAAGCAGUUUGAACACUGUCAACGCCCCCUGGCUGGCCGAGCCCUUGUAGGAUGCAGAAGUUCGUGAG